CCACCAUCUAAGAUUAUAUCACUGAAGACCAAGCUUGUAAUUGUCGUUGACUGCCGAUACUAUAAACAGUUUCUACUUUCAAGAACUAAUAAUAUUUUUAAGAUGGCUCGUGAAAUCAAAGAUAUCAAACAAUUUCUUGAAUUGUCAAGAAGAAAAGACGUCAAAUUAGCUACUGUCAAAUCUAAUCUCAAAGUCAAUGGUGUUGGUAAAAAAUACAAAGAAACCAAAUUUAAAAUCAGAGCUUCAAAAAAUCUUUACACUUUAGUUUUAAGCGAUGAUGACAAGGCUUCCAAAUUGCAACAAUCUUUACCACCAGAUUUAAAAAUUGUUACUAUUGCUUAAAUUGUAUAAUAAUACGUUGAUCAUUACAUUUCAGCUGACCAUCUUCUGUUGAUUCAAUUCUAUUAUUCUAAUAUAUAACAAUGUAUUCAAUUUCUGUCUUAGUUUUGAUCUUCUCUGAUCUUCUCUUUGUAUGUAGGGUGUCUCUCCCAAAACGGCACAGCACGUGCUGUGCUUGCUUUUCUCAGAGACGAUAACAGAAAAACG
Messenger RNA from Ascoidea rubescens DSM 1968, 546 nucleotides. It is a transcript of the gene RPL38, whose product is annotated as 60S ribosomal protein eL38. NCBI's taxonomy places the organism in Eukaryota, Fungi, Ascomycota, Saccharomycetes, Ascoideales, Ascoideaceae. Gene Ontology annotation, cellular component: cytosolic large ribosomal subunit; ribosome. The record is from RefSeq and is a predicted model, not a curated record. Gene Ontology annotation, molecular function: structural constituent of ribosome. The transcript is spliced from 2 exons. Gene Ontology annotation, biological process: protein-RNA complex assembly; translation. The coding region runs from base 103 to 342 and encodes 79 amino acids.